Messenger RNA from Oxyura jamaicensis (ruddy duck), 1590 nucleotides. It is a transcript of the gene SOCS1, whose product is annotated as suppressor of cytokine signaling 1. Bases 455 to 1078 code for a protein of 207 amino acids. The record is from RefSeq and is a predicted model, not a curated record. Gene Ontology annotation, biological process: intracellular signal transduction; phosphatidylinositol phosphate biosynthetic process. Gene Ontology annotation, cellular component: phosphatidylinositol 3-kinase complex. The transcript has 2 exons. NCBI's taxonomy places the organism in Eukaryota, Metazoa, Chordata, Aves, Anseriformes, Anatidae. Gene Ontology annotation, molecular function: 1-phosphatidylinositol-3-kinase regulator activity.
GAGCUGGGGCAGUACCGGCUGCCCCCGGCGCUCCGCCAGGAGCCCGGCUCGGCUCAGCCCUGCCCGGCUGGGCUGAACUGAGCCCCUGCGAGCCGUGACUCAUUGGGAAAGUGAAAGUGAAGCGGGGCCACGUGUUUUCGGAGAAGGCCGGGGAGGGGCGAGCGGGCAGAAAAGCGCCGCCGCCGCCGCGUUAAAUAGAAAGCAGAGGCGAUGAGCGGGCCCAGAGUGCUGGAGGUGCCGCCCGGGGCAGCCGCGGCUCGCAGCGGAGCCGGGCAGGGGGGGCCUCGCACGGAGGAUGCUGCGGAGGCCGCCCGGGCCAGCACCGAGCCCCUGCCGCCGGGCGCGCAGCUCCUGCGUACGGUGCGCGCUUCGGCAGAAGAAUAGCUGCUGGAAAGCUGCCCUGCCGUAGCCACUGACGCUAUGGAAGACCGCAUCAGCUGGUCUAGGCUGUAGGAUGGUAGCGCACAGCAAGGUGUCAGCAGAUAAUGCAGUUGCAGCAGACCCGAGAUGUCUACUUGACCCUCCGGCACGGGAUCGUUCACAGGCUCGAGGCUACCACGGCCCAGGCCAUCCCAGCACUCUGCAGGCACAGAGCAACACGCACUUCCGAACCUUUCGCUCACAAGCAGAUUUUAGUAGCAUCACUCGAGCAAGCAGCCUGCUGGAUGCCUGUGGCUUUUACUGGGGACCUCUGACUGUCAGUGCUGCCCACGAGAAGCUGAAGUCUGAGCCUGAGGGCACCUUCCUCAUCAGGGACAGCACACAGAAGAAUUGUUUCUUUGCCAUCAGUGUUAAGACUGCAACUGGGCCCACCAGCAUCCGGAUAAACUUUCAGACUGGGCGUUUCAGCCUGGAUGGCAGCAAGGAGACUUUUGACUGUCUUUUCAAGCUGUUGGAACAUUACUUAAGCUCCCCAAGGAAGGUACUGGUUACCCCCCUGCGCAAAGUCCGUGUGCAGCCCUUGCAGGAGCUCUGUAGGAAGAGCAUCGUGAAGACAUUUGGAAGAGAGAACUUAAACCAAAUCCCUCUCAAUCCUGUUUUAAAGGACUACCUGAAAUCCUUCCCAUUUCAGAUCUAAGUACAGCAUUAACUGUAUAGGGACGUGUGAGAGAUGUGUAAAGAAAUCCAGCCUUCUGGGUUUUUAAACAUGUUUGACAGUGAGCAAACUUAUUUUUGUAGCAACUUACUGUAUUUUGGGAUGCAACUUGAACACUUGACUUAUGUUUACAAAAACUGUUUGCACAAACCUGGGGUUCUAAAACCCUGGCAUAAUUUUUCUGCCAAGCAGAGUAUUUUAUUAUUUUAUAAUAUUUUUAAUGAUAUUAAUAUAAUAAACUUUAUUGUGAAAGUUUUUAAAAAAAAAAAGAAUGGCAUCUCUGUUUUCAGUGCUAAGUACUCUGGUACCUAUCCUGUUAACAACCUCUAGCUGCUAUGUAUGUGAAUGCAGGUGACAGGCAGGUCUCCGUGGGGUCUGAUACCUUGCCUUGCUGAACAAGCAGGUAGAGCUGGUCGAGCAGAGGAUUCCUGCCCCAAAGAGCCUCAAACAGAGAUGCAAGCAGAUAGCAUGUUUAGGAUGAACUUGCCUAAAAA